AAGGGGGAGUGGGAGGAGGCCGGUUUAUACAAAGAAAACAUAGCCAGAAGUUGAGGGCUAGGAGGCCGUUUCUGAGAGAGGGCACCGUCUCGUGCACAGGCAACCUGGCGUUGGCCUCAGAGCCCUAGAAGCCGAAUCUCCCUAAGCUCUGUGACCUGUGUCACCUCUGCAUCGCGGGGAGGGGGCGAGGAGGGGAGAAGUCUGGCGUCAGAUGGGAGGGCACCGGAAGAGGGGGCCACGUGGGGAUGCAAGGCGCCCCCGGGAGGGAUGAGCUCGCUACGUCGGGGCUGCCCCGCUGCGAUGCCGCCGUCAACCUGGCGGGAGAGAACAUCCUCAACCCUCUCCGCAGGUGGAAUGAAGCCUUCCAAAAAGAGGUUCUCAGCAGCCGCCUGGAGACCACCCAAAUGCUGGCUAGAGCCAUUGCCAAGGCCCCACGAUCCCCCCAGGCCUGGGUCUUAGUCACAGGUGUAGCUUACUACCAGCCCAGCCUGACAGCCGAGUACGAUGAAGACAGCCCAGGAGGAGAUUUUGACUUUUUCUCCAACCUUGUAACCAAAUGGGAAGCUGCAGCGAGGCUUCCUGGAGAUUCUACACGCCAAGUGGUGGUGCGCUCCGGGGUUGUGCUGGGCCGUGGAGGCGGUGCCAUUGGUCACAUGCUGCUGCCCUUCCGCCUGGGCCUGGGGGGCCCCAUUGGCUCAGGCCACCAGUUCUUCCCCUGGAUUCACAUCAGAGACUUGGUGGGAAUCCUAGCCCACGCCCUUGAAGCAAGCCAUGUGCAAGGGGUCCUGAACGGAGUGGCUCCAGCCUCCUCCACUACCAACGCUGAGUUUGCCCGGGCCUUGGGCGCAGCCCUGGGCCGCCCAGCCUUCAUCCCUCUUCCCAGCACUGUGGUGCAAGCUGUCUUUGGGCGAGAACGUGCCAUCAUGCUGCUGGAGGGCCAGAAGGUGGUCCCAAGGCGGACACUGGCUGCUGGCUAUCAGUAUUCUUUCCCAGAGCUGGGGGCCGCCUUGAAGGAAGUCAUAGGCUAGGUGGGGGAGGCUCAAGGAAGGGCCUGUUGCCUGUCCCUCAGCGAGGGCUUCCUAAUGAGAAACUAUGAGCUCAGGUUCUCCUCUACUUGAAACCUGAAACCAUCUGGUUCUUAGGGAGUCCUCUUUCUUUCUCAUUGUCCUGUUGCCUCACCUUAUUGAACUGAGAGACUGUCCGCUGUUUCAAGGUUGCAGUCUCAUCAAGUUGGGACCUUAACCUCUUCAACUGCUCCUAAAUAAAUUCCCAAGUUUGGUUUCCCUGCAUGUCCUGUUCCUGGCCCACUUCUCCUUUUUGCUGUGUAGAGAAUGUUCCGCGGUUUAGGCAAUAAAGAUAAAUCAUCUCACUAGCUUCAGCUCA
Messenger RNA from Balaenoptera acutorostrata (minke whale), 1383 nucleotides. RefSeq names its product short chain dehydrogenase/reductase family 39U member 1 (gene SDR39U1). NCBI's taxonomy places the organism in Eukaryota, Metazoa, Chordata, Mammalia, Artiodactyla, Balaenopteridae. Bases 246 to 1028 code for a protein of 260 amino acids. The transcript is spliced from 5 exons. The record is from RefSeq and is a predicted model, not a curated record.